GCGAAAGCUCCUGCGCCCGACUGCGAUCAUUGAUUUCUUUGUCGAACGCUCGCCAUCCAACAGCUCCUCUACCUCUUCGUCCGAGAAUCACCAAGAUGCGACCUUCACAAGCGUUCAUGAUGCAGGCCACCAAGGCCCUGCGCGGACACGGUGCCGACCCAAAAAAUGGCGUAUAUAUGGGUUGGUGGGGAAACCUAGGUUCACCAAAACAGAAGGGCAUCAUCACAUAUUCCGUCUCACCAAACCGACUGAAUCCGAUGGCCGGAGCCUACAAAGCUGCCGUGUUCAACACCUACCGACGCACAUACAACCAGAUCCUCUACUGGCUUCCUCCUAUGGUUCUCGGAUAUUACCUAAUGGACUGGGCUAUUGAGAAAAACGAAUACCUGAACUCGAAACCCGGACGAUUGGCCGCAAAGGAGGAAUGAGCUUGGUGCCAGAAGGUGCUGAUUGAUAAAUGCAAUAUUGUACAUAAAGCGGGAGAGAAAGGAUCCAAUACCGAAAGAUACCAUUGCUGAAAG
Messenger RNA from Exophiala viscosa, 521 nucleotides. RefSeq names its product ubiquinol-cytochrome c reductase subunit 8. Bases 96 to 428 code for a protein of 110 amino acids. The transcript has 4 exons. The record is from RefSeq and is a predicted model, not a curated record. Gene Ontology annotation, biological process: mitochondrial electron transport, ubiquinol to cytochrome c. NCBI's taxonomy places the organism in Eukaryota, Fungi, Ascomycota, Eurotiomycetes, Chaetothyriales, Herpotrichiellaceae.